Syngnathoides biaculeatus (alligator pipefish) is the source of this 8305-nucleotide messenger RNA. RefSeq names its product protein unc-13 homolog C (gene unc13c). The coding region runs from base 4 to 7734 and encodes 2576 amino acids. Gene Ontology annotation, biological process: neuromuscular junction development; presynaptic dense core vesicle exocytosis; synaptic vesicle maturation. Gene Ontology annotation, cellular component: synaptic vesicle membrane; presynaptic membrane; plasma membrane. The record is from RefSeq and is a predicted model, not a curated record. The transcript has 32 exons. NCBI's taxonomy places the organism in Eukaryota, Metazoa, Chordata, Actinopteri, Syngnathiformes, Syngnathidae. Gene Ontology annotation, molecular function: syntaxin-1 binding; diacylglycerol binding; calmodulin binding.
UCCAUGGUUUCUACCCUCAUCAAGAUUAUAUCAGUUUACAUUGAAAAGAUUUGCAAAGGAAUGUUUACAAAGAGAUUGGCAAAUCCAAUCAAGAAGAAAGAAAGAAGUAAAAAUAAAGAGCCAACAAAAUCGAACACUGACCUGCAAGCACUCAAUCCAACUCUGUCUAACACAGUGAAGAGCACUGUCAAAAAGAUCUCCAAAUGCUCCUCAGCACGUAACGUAUCACUGGAAGACGACGACAGCAAGAACGACUGCUCGUCCCUGUCACCCACUUUCAGUUAUCGCGUGGCCAUCGCAAAUGGACUCCCUAAAACCGCCCCUUUUUUGAAUAACAACAAUGAGAGCAUAUUUCCCGAAGUCCUUUCAAUUGACAGUAGCUACUCUGACACACUGAGCGACGCAAAGCCUAUACGGAGACUGAAUGAGCAUAAAUCGCACACUAUGCCAGUAAGACGGAACCGGAAGAGCCUCAUUAGUUUGGCUCCCUCUGAUGGGAGCUCCGAGGGUGAACGAGUGGAACGCUCCAGUCUGCACACUCUCCGGCUGGGUGCUCUUCGAAAGUUGAGAAAAUGGAAAAAGAGUCAGGAAUGUGUCUCCUCGGACUCCGAGGUGAGCAACUGGAGGAAGACGCUCGGCAUCCGGAGCAAGUCCUUGGACCGGGCGGGACGGCACCAGAAGAGCUCCACUCUGGAACCUGGUUCCUCCUCCACAGGGUGCAUAAGUCAGACACAAGAUGUCAUGGAGAUGAUCUUCAAGGAACUUCAGGGCAUAAGCCAGAUAGAGACCGAACUGUCCGAGCUACGUGGUCAUGUCAACGCUCUGAAGAGCUCAAUUGACGAGAUCUCAAGCAGUGUGGAAGUAGUGCAGAGCGAGAUUGAGCAACUUCGCUCUGGAUUUGUCCAAUCAAGGAGGGAAACACGUGACAUCCAUGACUAUAUAAAACAAAUUAGCCACCAGGCCAAUAAUUCAACCCUGCGUUUCCUCAACGUUCCUGAAGAAAGGUCAGAGAAAACAGAACAUCUUAUAUAUAAAUUACUUAAAGACAAAAUGGGUCUCGCCGAUGCCCAUAAAACUAUUAAAAUUGAGCUUGCUCACAGGUUAGGACAACAACGAGAAUGUUCAAAUGCAAAACCUCGUCCUGUUAUAGUUAUAUUUGCAACACCUCAAGAUAGAGAUUUAGUCUUGAAAAAAUGUUAUAAACUGAAAGGAACUGGAAUUACAGUUUCCACAGACAGCUUAACUCGGGAAGGGAAAGAGCGAAAAGACAAAGCAUUGGCCUCCUCACAAACCUAUGAAAGUAUGGAUAUUAAGGUGUCAGGGAAAGACAAAGUAGUAGAGAGUGAUGACUGGGAUUCCAUGGACAGUGACAAGGAAUUAGAUGAGCUAAGCAGAAACAAAUAUGCAAUGGUGAUUUCCAAGCCAGCUCAGAAGAGCAAAUCAGAGAAAAGGCGAUCCCACGAUCAGAGCCGGUCAGGAGAAGAAGCGAGCUACUCAGGUGGAGUACACUAUGCUGAUGACUCAUACUAUGACCCCGACAAGCAUGGGAAGGCUUACUACUCUGAUGUGACCUCUGGUUGGCUCUCUCAGAGUGACUAUUCCACGCCGAAACUUAGCCGGUCAGAGUCAGACUGCUCAAAACUUUGCCAGUCAUACUCAGAGGACUUUUCAGAGAGCCAAUACUUUACACGGACCAAUGGUUGCUCCCUGUUAUCCUCCUCAGAUCAGGAACUGUGGCAGAGGAAACAAGAGGACAUGGCAUCGUCUUGGUAUGCUAGCCCAAGUCACCCACUCAGCCACGAGACUCAACCUUAUGAACACAAUGAGAUUGAGACGACAGAGACUGCUGACAGUGGGGUGAGCAAUGGACUUGUCUGCAUAUCUGCGGAUAGAAGCCACUACAGUGGCUCCCAAAUUUCUCUGCAGGCCGACCUGUCACCUUGGAAAGACUGGCAUCAAAUAGAGCAAGGAGCCGAUUCAGGCUUGGAAGUUUCCAUAGAGGUCAGCAGUCCAUUUGACCCAUCCACCAUUCCGGGUUUUCCAGAGAAUAUCACUAAAUGCCAAGAAGUUGAUUUACAAUUUGAAGGGGAGGAGGAAUUCAUGAUGCUUGACAGAGAAUCCUCCCUGCCACUAAUUACCACCCACAUUAUUACUCCUAUUGUAGAGCGUGAGUCCACCAAAGCGCAUGUGCGGCAGUCUAAAGGGAGAUCUAAAGGGGUAACAAAUGAAAGUGCAAAAGUAUCAUCUAAAGAUAACUCAAAAUCAACAACUAAAACUACCAAUAAGCAAACUAAAAUUUUGUCAAAAGAUGAAACCCCCAAAAUACAGGAAAAAGACAUCUCUAAGGUAUCUACAAAGAUUUCAUCGAAAGUGAUAUCAAAUGUGUCUACGAAAGAGCCAAUAAGAGAGAAGAAAUCAGUAGCUAAAGAGAUACCUCAAACCCUCCCCAAAGACAGCCCAAAACCUUCAACGAAAUAUGCCACAAAGCCCGCUGUAGAAGAUGUAGCUAAAGUAGCACCUAAGGUUAUUUGUAGCGAGAUGGUUAAAGUUAGUAAAGCUGCCCCAAAGGUUUCUCAGGCAAUGACACCGAAACAAAGUCCACGAGAGUCACCAAAAGAGAGUCCUAAAAUCACUCCGAUAAUGAGCCCAGCCUCAACUCCCAAAGAGUCCCCAAAAGAAUUCCUGAAACAGUCCCCUAUAGUCAGUGUUAAAGAACCCCUACAAGGCACACAGAAAGUUGCUGCUAAGGAGGUUGCCAAAGAAGCUGCAAAGAUACUCCCAAAAGAUGUACCAAAAGUACAGAAUAAGGAGAGCAACAAUAAUAAAGUACCGGCUAAAAAAGAUUCUUGUAUUCCAAUCAAAGAACCAUCAGUACCAAUAGAGACCUCUCAGGUGCCUGUCCAAGAAUCUCCAAAAGCAUCUCCAAGUCAAUCACCUCAAGUAGUCUCUCCAGAUGCCCUGAAAGUGGUUGCUAAAGAUGCCCCCAAACAAGCCUCGAAAGCAGUCCCAAAGGAAAAAUUUCCUGAAAUCGAUGUCAAUCACAGCUUUCACCAAAAUCAAAGCAAAUCCACAACUAUGUACCGUAGCCAGAGUGAGAUUCGAACAGAGAAGGUCGAUGAGGUGCCAAAGUCAUGGAGCAGCAGGCUCAGUAUAGACCUCAGCGAGAAGUCUUUUGGUUUUGGCUUUGGUUCUACACUGCAAAGGGCUAAAUCAGCUCUGGAGGUUGUGUGGAAAUCCGGCUCUCAGAAUGUUCCUGCACCUCCCGAAGAACCACCAAAUUCUUCUUCGUCACUCAUGGGCCGUUUCCGCACACUCUCCACCUCCAACUCACCCUCUACGGGGGAUUCAGCUGCUCACAAAGAACCCGUUUAUUACAAAGUGGAGGAUGAAAAAAAGGGUGCAAAGGCUGAAGCCGUUGAACAAUCAGAGGACAGCGAGACCCACUAUGUUGAGGUGAUGGAACAGGUUCUUGCUAAUUUGGAGAACAGGACUAAUGUCAAUGAAAUCGAAGAUCUUGGUCAGGAAUGUGAGCCUUCUGAGGAAAGUGACACAGUUGAGGAUGUCAAGGGCUCUCAAGUCAACGAUGUCCCUCAAGAUUUUGAACCUGCAGAGGAUUUCAGCACCACAAGAGACAGUGACGCAAGCAAAGAGGCACAUGUCUUAGAGUACGACUGUGGCUUGGAUGAGCAGUACGAUGAGGAGUACAGCGAGGAAUACGAAACCAACGUGACAGAGGACACGGCCGAGUAUGACGCAAUGGUGGAGUAUUUGGAUGUUGAGGAACCUGACGAGACGGAGGACAAUGACAUAACCGAGGAGAUGGAAGAGGGCGACGAAGAUAUCGAGGAGAUUGAGGAGAUGGCCGAGGAGACCACCGAGGUGUCUGUGAAAGCGGAGGAAUGUGAGGAGGAUGAAAAUGUGGCAGAGGAGAAGCCCGAAGAAGCACCACCAAAGAAGCGCGUACGACCCACAUUUAAAGAGGCUGCUCUGAGGGCCUACCGGAAACAGAUGGCGGAACUGGAGCAACAGAUCCUGGCAGGAGCCUCGCAGCAUUUUGGACCCCAAAGUGCUCGGCUUGCAGUCUGGAGGACAAACUACGGCCGUAUUUCAAUGGAAUGUAAUGGAGUCACAUACAAAGGUGAGACAGGUGACGACAGGAGGCGUGAUCAACGGGCUGGCAGUAUUCUUUACGGCAUUGACAGCAUGCCAGAUUUACGCCGCAAGAGGACAGUGCCUCUUGUCCGAGACCUGGCUCUGACCCUCACUGCUCGAAAGGCAGGCAUCUCGUUCGCUCUGGUGAACCGCUCCACUCUAAAUAACGAGGACUUGAAACUUCAUGUCUUCAAGAAGACCCUCCAAGCCUUAAUCUACCCAAUUUCUUCCACCACGCCGCACAACUUUGAGGUGUGGACGGCUACUGCGCCCACUUACUGCCAUGAAUGUGAGGGGCUCCUGUGGGGCAUCGCCCGCCAAGGCAUGCGCUGCUCUGAGUGUGGCGUCAAAUGCCACGAGAAGUGCCAAGACCUGCUCAACGCAGACUGCUUGCAGAGGGCAGUGGAAAAGAGCUCCAAGCACGGGGCAGAGGAUAAGACCCAGAACAUAAUCAUGGCCAUGAAGGAGCGAAUGAAGAUCCGGGAGAAGAACCGGCCCGAGGUGUUUGAGGUGAUCCAGGAGAUGUUCGACAUCUCCAAGGAGGACUUUGCCAGCCAUCUCAAGACAGCCAAGCAGGCAGUGCUGGACGGAACCUCCAAAUGGUCUGCUAAAAUCAGUAUCACCGUCAUGAGUGCUCAAGGGCUCCAGGCCAAGGAUAAAACGGGCUCCAGCGACCCGUACGUCACUGUCCAGGUGGGAAAGACCAAGCGUCGGACAAAGACCAUCUUUGGCAACCUCAACCCGGUGUGGGACGAGAGGUUUUACUUCGAAUGUCACAACGCCACGGAUCGCAUCAAGGUGCGCGUGUGGGACGAGGACGACGACAUCAAGUCGCGGGUGAAGCAGCAUUUCAAGCGGGAGUCGGACGACUUCCUGGGCCAGACCAUCAUCGAAGUCCGCACGCUCAGCGGGGAAAUGGAUGUUUGGUACAAUCUGGAUAAGAGGACGGACAAGUCCGCCGUAUCCGGUGCCAUCAGACUCAAGAUCAGUGUGGAAAUGAAGGGGGAGGAAAACGUGGUCCCACCUCACGGCCAGUACACCUGUUUACAUGAGAACCUGUUCCACUACUUGACUGAAGGCAAGAACAACGGCGUGGUGAAAAUCCCACAGGUCAAAGGAGAAGAAGCGUGGAAGGUCUACUACGAUGACGUGUCCCAGGAGAUAGUGGACGAGUUUGCCAUGAGAUAUGGAGUGGAGUCCAUCUAUCAGGCCAUGACGCAUUUCUCCUGCUUGUCUGCCAAAUACAUGUGUCCCAGUGUGCCUGCGGUGAUGAGUAACCUGCUUGCGAACAUCAACGCCUACUUUGCCCACACAACCACCACCACCACAACCACCGCCUCCGCUUCCGACCGAUUCGCUGCAUCCAACUUCGGGAGGGAGAAAUUUGUUAAAUUACUGGAUCAGCUGCACAACUCAUUGAGGAUCGACCUGUCGAAAUAUCGUGAUAAUUUCCCUGCGGGGAACCAAGAGCGUCUGCAAGAUUUGAAGUCAACCGUUGAUCUUCUGACAAGCAUCACGUUCUUCAGGAUGAAGGUCCAAGAGCUUCAGACUCCGCCCAGAGCCAGCCAGGUGGUGAAGGACUGUGUGAAAGCCUGCCUGGAUUCCACAUAUAAAUACAUUUUCGAUAAUUGCCACGAGCUGUAUAAUCAGCUGCUGGACCAGAGCCGAAAGCAGGACAUCCCACGUGAGGAGCAGGGACCGUCCAUCAAGAACCUGGACUUUUGGCCCAAACUCAUCACCCUCAUGGUAUCAGUCAUCGACGAGGACCGGACUGCCUACACGCCCGUCAUCAACCAGUUUCCGCAGGAGCUAAACGCGGGAAAGAUCAGCGCGGAGAUCAUGUGGAACCUCUUUGCCCUGGACAUGAAGUACGCCAUGGAAGAGCACGAUAGGCACCGCUUAUGCAAAAGCACUGAAUACAUGAAUCUUCACUUCAAAGUCAAAUGGUUCCAUAAUGAGUACGUGCGCGAAUUGCCAGCCUUCAAGGGGGUUCCACCAGAGUAUUCUCUGUGGUUUGAGCCAUUUGUCAUUCAGUGGCUCGAUGAGAAUGAGGAUGUGGCCAUGGAUUUUCUCAAUGGUGCUCUGGAAAGGGACAAGAAAGACGGCUUCCAGCAGACGUCCGAACACGCCCUCUUCUCCUGUUCGGUGGUGGAUGUGUUCACGCAGCUUAACCAGAGCUUCGAGAUCAUCAAAAAGCUGGAGUGCCCCAACCCGCAAGCUCUGGCUCAUUUCAUGUGCCGCUUUGCCAAGACUAUCAAUAAGGUUCUUCUGCAGUAUGCCGCAAUCAUUUCCAAGGACUUCCCUUUGUAUUUGAACAAGGAAAAUGUGCCCUGCAUUCUUCUGAACAACAUUCAACAACUCAGAGUCCAGUUGGAGAAGAUGUUCGAGUCAAUGGGAGGCAAACAGCUGGAUGCUGAGGCCAGUGAUCUGCUGAAGGAGCUGCAGAACAAACUCAACACUGUGUUGGAUGAGCUCAGCGGUGUCUUGGGCUCCAGUUUCAAACCAGUGAUCGAGGACUGUGUGAAACAGAUGAACCAGGAGUUGGUCCAGAUGAAAGGUUCGGCCAAGGGAAGUAAUGCUGCCAUGGACGCAGAGACCGUCCUGCGGCCUCUUAUGGACCUCCUGGAUAAAAAUUUGAUGUUAUUUGCCAAGAUUUGUGAGAAAACAGUGCUGAAAAGAGUUCUCAAGGAGCUUUGGAAGAUCGUUCUGAACACCAUCGAGAGGACCAUCGUUUUACCACCGCUGAGCGACCAGAGUGUAACUCAGAUGAUCUUCAAUGCGGCAAAGGAUUUAGGACAAUUGUCCAAAUUGAAGGAGCAUGUCAUCCGUGAAGAAGCCAGGAGUCUGACUCCACGUCAGUGUGCAGCCAUGGAUCUCGUGCUUCCCACUAUCAAGCAAUAUUUCCAUGCUGGAGGAAACGGGCUAAAAAAGACCUUCCUGGAGAAGAGUCCUGAUAUGAAGUCCCUCAAAUAUGCUCUUAGCCUUUACACUCAACCUACAGAUGCCUUGAUCAAGAAAUAUAUAUGCACCCAAACCUCUCAAGCUCAGUCAAGCAACGGCUCGGUGGGCGAGGUGUCCAUACAAGUGAACCUCAUCUCUCACCCUGGCACCGGGGAGCACAAAGUCGGCGUGAAGGUUGUCGGCGUGAACAACCUCCAGUGGCAGACCACCGCCAUGUUCCGGCCAUUCGUCGAGGUCAACGCCGUCGGGCCGCACCUUGCUGACAAGAAACGCAAAUUUAGCACCAAGACCAAGAAUAACAACUGGUCACCAAAGUACAAUGAAACAUUCCAAUACGUCUUGAGCAACGAGCACGGCCCAGAGGCGUACGAGCUGCACGUGUCGGUGAAGGACUACUGCUUCGCACGCGAGGACCGAAUCAUUGGCAUGACCGUCAUCCAGCUCCGCGAGCUGGCCGACUCGGCCAGCUGUGCCGCCUGCUACCCGUUGGUGAAGAGCAUCGCCACAGACGAGACGGGCCUCACCAUCCUGCGGAUACUCUCACAAAGGACCAACGAUGAGGUGGCCAAAGAGUUUGUGCGUCUCAAGACGGACACACGCUCAGCGGAGGAAGUCUCCUAAUGCCAACUGAGGUGUGUGUGGGGGAAAAAAAAAAAUAGUAGUAUUCCUUCCGAGUGGUGUUGUCUUAAAGAUGAGAAUGAAGGGAUGGUUGUUCUUCUUGAGAUGAUCCAAAGUAGGAAAGGAGCGAGGAAGUUGUUUGUUUGUUUGUUUGUUUCUGUGCAUGUGUGUAAGGAAAAAACAAAAAAACAUCUGUUGGAAUGUUCAUUUGAAUACUACAAGUACGUACAAGUGUUUACUGACCGUAUGCUUAUAAUUAAGUACUAUAUUCUACCAGUUACGUUCAAACAAACACAGAAAAAACCUUUUGUACCACUUAGUCUUUUUUGAACUGAGAUUUGUUCCAAUAAAGUGCCAAACCAGUGGAGUUCAAACAAAAACUACAGUAAACAAACAAAAAAAAGAACAAAACAUGAAGGAAUUACGGCGAUGAACUUGGUAUGUUGGAAAAUUUGCUCGAUUAUCCAGUGUAAGUCACUUUCUGACUGUGUGGUGUUCUGAUUGUUGCAGUCUGUCAUUUUUGGUUUUGCUUUUUUUUUUUUUAACAUUUUGCCACCCACCACUGGUGUAGUGU